Molecule: messenger RNA, 4533 nt
Organism: Symbiodinium sp. CCMP2592
Lineage: Eukaryota; Dinophyceae; Suessiales; Symbiodiniaceae
Source: the annotation of a GenBank genome assembly
AUGGCCGAAACGUAUGAAAUCUUCGGGCAGAUGAAGAUGGGCCCGGGCACAGCAUGCCCGGUGGAGCUCAUGGGCAAAAAAGCAAAGCUGAAGUGCACUGAAGGUGAUGUCUUCGAGCUACCGGCAGACGCAGUUGCUUUGGCAUACAGGGCAAGGACCGACCUCCUUGACAAAGGCUGCGAUGCAGAGCUUCAGUACCCGAUCAAAAAGGCCGUCAUGCUCAAGCUGGUGGAGUACCUCAAGCAUCACAGAGAGCAUGCAUGCAGUGAGAUUCGGACUCCUCUCAUCAGUGACAACUUGGCCGAAUGUGGUGCUACACGCUGGGAUGCGAGCUUCGUGAAUAUGGACAAGGAGAUGCUGUUUGAUCUGACCGUCGCAGCCAGCUACCUUGACAUCCCCGGUCUUUGGUUCCUCCUUAGCGCAAAGGCGGCGAUCAUCACCAAUAAGAAAAGCGCAGACAAGCUCCGCAAGGAGUUCAGCAUGGCGAACGAUUUGCCAGCUGCAGAAGAGGCCGAGCUCAAGCGUGACAUUGCAGCCUCUUUGCGCCUGGAGGGUGAGGUGGAUCUCUCCCAGCUGGCGGCAUCAUCCGUUAUCCGAAGUGGUGUGAAGGCAGCAGAGUACAAGGCCGGCAUCAAGCAGCUAGAAGAUGGCUUGGAGCCGCCAUCCUCUGCAAUCUCCAACUUGUCUAGUUGGCGACAUGCCUUGUGGAGAGCUGCCGUGUUAGAUGACUGGAAGCUCUUGCAAAACGCACCAGAGCAGGUGAAGAAUGACCGCGACCUGGUGAAGAGUGCGAUCUUAACAAGCCAAGGAGCUGCCCUGAAGCUUGCUUCUCCAGAGAUGCGGGCAGACGAAGCACUAGUGCUCGAGGCCACAAAGUACUUCGGCACUGCCUUUGCAGAUGCCGCUCCGGAGCUACGAAACAACAAGGAUUUCCUUUUGAAGGCUUUGGGCGUCCAUGGAGGUGCCAUGACCGGAGCUCCCGAUGCUGUGCGAAAUGACAAGUCCUUCAUGCUGGGUGCGGCAAAGGCUGGCAAGGGUGCGGCGCUGCAGGGGGCCACCAUGGCUUUGAGAGACGACCGCAACUUGAUCCUCGAGAUGGCUGUGCACGAUGCCGAGGCUUACAAGCAUGCCUCAGAAGACUUGCUCAAUGACAAGGACUUCGCAGUUGCGGUGGCUAAGCGCAAUGGCAAGGCACUGAAGUUCAUGAUCCCUGCCUUCCGAGCAGACCCAGAUGUGGUGCGAGCUGCCAUCACCAGAGAUCCGCAGGCCGCGCAGUAUGCUCAUGCGUCUAGGCGAGCAGAGCUGGGCAUGAUCCAGGAUAGCAUGCAUGGAGAGGUCCAGCUGCAAGCGGAGCUGGAAAGCCAGAAGAAAGCAGCGCAGGAGGAGGCAGCAUCGACCUUGGCGCUUGCCACGACGGCUGGCCCCCGUCAGGUUCCCAUGCAGGCUCUUCCAUCCAGACCUACAUACACUUGCAUGAAGCUCCAGAAGACGGUGCAGUUUACGGCAAUGAGUACAAUGACUGCGAAUAUGGGCCAGUCCAAUUACAUUGCAGCGAACAGUUACCUGGACAAGAUUCCAGGGAUGCAGAGGCCGGAAAUCGAUGCGGUUGGCCUCAUGUGGGGUGCAGUCGGAGGCAUCGGAAUGCGCUUCAAGGCUUUUGCCUCGGAGGACGUCCUGAAUGCUACUCCAGAGCUGUUGCUCACCAUUCCCGACUCGUGCAAGGUGCUGUGCGCAGCAUGUUGUACCAUCAACCCGCCGGAGUGGUUCUCUGCAUCGCACUUCGACAAGUUCAGCCGGGAGAUGUACCUGACCCCCAGUGCAGGUCAGAUCAAGCUCGAAGAGCAGACAACUGAAGUAGCUGCCCAGGCGCACUGGGAGAAACAUCUUGAAGAUGACCGCAAAGCUCUACAGGACAUGGCCAGUGUCGACCGCCGCCCUGUUCCAGACAACUUUGCCUUGAUCAAGGCUCCCGCCCAGCCCGCUCUGGCAAAUGCGCCACUGGGGGGAUGGCCUAGCCUUGUGUCCAGUCAGCCAUCCAGCGGCGGCAGCGUGCCCCUGCAGAAGGGCACCAGGGUUCGCCUUACAGGCCUUCGUGCGAAGAAUGGUGUUUGUGGGACUUUGGUGCAGCAGUACGGCGAUGGCAAGUGGAAAGUGAAGCUAGAUGACGGAAGCUACACAUCUUCCUUUGUAGAAAUUCUCACGUGGAACAUUGGACUGCGCAGCGGAACCGCGGGAGCGAGCUGCGUCGUGUGGAACAGGUUUAUGUUCAUGGCCCUGGAUUCCAGGGGCGAGGAGCGCCUGCUGAUUUUUGGAGCCAAUGCAGGAAGCAAAGUUGAGAACGGCGGCCGGAUGCAUGCCGAACGCUUGGUCAACGAUUUGGUGCAGGAGAAGCUGCGCAACGACGAGCGUAACUGGGCAGCAAACAGUCCGAACCCUGCAGCCCUUGCAGCCUCAGCACAGAUGACCCUGGCUGUGGCCAUCAACCUGGAGAUACCUCCAAGCAUUUUUGGGAGGGAGAUACGGACGGAAAGAAAGUCAGUCGUGGUGGGCGAGAUAGCCGCAGCCGCAGUCGCAGGCAGACAUUGGGAAGUCGUCCCGACGCAGGCGCCGGGCUGUUGCAAUGCCUCUGGCCGCAUGGAUGCGGCAAGGGUGAACUCUCUGGAAGAUCCGCUCAAUCAAAUUUCGAAGCAGCAGAGGAAAGAUGGGCACUUGGAUCACGUGCGUCGAGCAGCUCCCGGCUUCAAUUUCCGCGAGGUCGGGAUUUACGGGACCCCUCUCAUGGCGCUCAUGGCAGUGGACAUCUGGAUACCUGAUGAGUUGAACGAGGUGAGCUUCCAGCAACGAGUGGCGGCUGCACAUUUCUGCAUGUCAAAUGGCGCAGACCCCCUGCAGCACGUUCCCUCGAACUGUUCCCACCAGCUUACAUUCGGCGAGCGGAAUGUUCCCUUCGCCAGCAACUCUGCCCGCUCCAUUGUGAGCACUCUGCAAGCAAUCUGGCAGAGCAUGGUGCCUCAAAUUCUUAUGGGGGCAGAGACGGAGGAGGACGCACAGGUCCUUCUCCAAGAGAUGACGACCACGGGAGACCGUCUGCGGACUUUCGAUCAGCUCUUCAGAGUGCCAUCUCCGAGGGGUAACCCCCAGCUGCCUGUGGCAUCUGAUCAGCGGGGAUUUUUUAGCAGGCGCUGGAGCGAGAUCUUGAAGGAUUACUCCACGGCCGAUGUAGAAAUUCUUGCGGUAACUGAUGACGGGCUGAGUCUGAGACCAGAUUUCAAGUCGCAUUGCCACUCCUUCGUCCUCUGCAAGGCUUCACCUGUCUUUGCGCGGCUGCUUGAGGAAGAUCCCUCGAGCCCCAAGCGCCUUGAGUUGGCCGCCACGGGCGCUGCGAUCAAGGCCUUCCUGCACUUGAUCUACACAGGCAGCUUCGAGGGCUCGACUUGGCCGGACGUUCCGUUGGUCGUCGCGGUGGCGCGCUUGGCCGCGGAGUCGCAGACCUGGUUCGUCCUGCCGGCGCUGGUGCAGCAUAUGCGCUGCAACCUCUCGGAGUUUACCUUCUGCCCCAUCUGCAAGUUUGCCCUAGACUUCCGGCAAGACAGCUUGCUGAGUGCUUGCCAGCACUUUGUCAGAACCUACGAGUCCAGGGUCGCUCAGAGCGAGUGGGUAUCCUGGUCAUCCUACCUGUCGGAUCAUGCGACGCAAGAUGUGCAACAGUUGGUCUACCAGGCCUUGCAUGGUGGCCACCGCGACUGUCGUGUCGCCCUCCCGACGACGGGACAGCCGCAGCAGGAGUCGUCGUCGAUGAAGCCAGCUCCUUGGACCCGGACGAAUGAGACCGGCUGCCGUUUGCUUCGCAUGUCGGUGCGGAUAGCGCAGUCCGGUUUCGAUUAUGCAAAAUGGGACCGUUUAGAAAUCAGUGACGAUGAGACUACGUUCCACCCCAAUCUGGACAAGGGCCUCAAUAUUCGCGUGAAUCGCAUCACGCGCGAAAGGAAGGAAGAUGAAAUCGAUGAGGAAAUCAAGAAGCUCACAGACAAGGGUGAUCUUGAGAAGGCUGCCAAGCUGGAAGGCCGCCGCCCAUUGCACGUCGACAACGUGUGCCGCGUCGCUGAGGAGCGCACCAUCAUCCAGUCUGGCGACGGUUCCAAGAAAGAUCGGCUUAAGAAAGGGGAAGAGUUCAGCGUGGAUGAGUAUACCAUGUUCAAACAAGACAACCAGAGACUUCUCGACAAAUUUGCAGAAGCCGACUGGGAGACUUCAGAGGGGCUUCUGAAAGAGUAUGGGCACAUCCUUAUGGAGAGUUACGCAAACAACUACUUCAUGCUGGAAGCCUUGGAUGCCGAGAUGCGUGGGGAAAGGUCUCUUAUGCUGAAACUGGGGCGUCAGGGUCAGAUCCUCUCGCAAAUUCAUCAACUGGCUGAGCCCAUGAAGCGACCACCUCGAGACUUGGUGCCUCGCUUCUUCGAGCGCUUCGAGCACGAGACUUCGCGGGCUGCAUUCGAAGAAGGGGUGAGCCAUUUCACUGCAAACAUCAUCUAA